AUGCUUGAUACUGGCGCGCCUCCAGACUCGACGGAGCACGAGCAUCUGGGCACUGUGUCACUCUUGAGCUCCCACCAUGCCUCGACGUCUUCGACACCUGGACUCUCUUCUCUGGAUGGCACAUCGCGGCGUCUCUACUCUCUAUCUCUCCCGCCAAGGUCUCACUCUGCGCCACCUGCCCACGAUAUGGCCAUCAAGCCGACGACAACCCGAAAUCAUGACCAGGGAACCGAUCAGCACAGCCAGGACAGCCAGGGCAGCAAGGUAACAGUCAAUCAUAACGCCUCGUUCGAGACCGUCACAUCACUAGACUGUCACCCUCAUCAUGUCCCAGACGACAAGUCUCCUCCACAGAUGCCACUUCCAGAACUGGAGCAGAGGACCCUUCCGCCAUUGUCAGAGAUCAGCCGUCUCUUGCGCCUCCAGAAGUAUCACAAACGCCGGUGCUACCACGCCGAGGACAAACUACAUCAGCUACAAAUCGCAGCCGCGAAAACUUCGCGCCUGGUGCACUCAGCCGGCCAUGUCCAGCAUAUAUUGGCCGAGUGCAUUCGAUCCGAGGACAAGAACAGCUUUGCCACUCUACUCCAUGCCUUCCAAGACGCCUGUGGAGAUGCCCUCCAUUCGGAACAAUCAGCGCCCGUGGAUGCCCCUCUCUCGCCUGAAAGCACUUCUCGGUGUUCGACUCCAUUUCUCCAGGAUCUCUCAUCUUCGUCAAAGCUCUCGAUUCUCGAUUUCCUGUCCAAAAUAAGAUAUAAUGGCAGAUUCCUUGCUGACCGUCUAGCAUCUUUGACACACAAGGAACUGGUUUCAUUACUACCGGAUCGUACCAGUGCUCGGCCACAAGAGUCAGUAUUCGGUGGAUCCGCACGGUCAAAUUCGCGACUCUCGAAGCCUUUGGGAAUCGUCGUGGACGCUCAAAUAGAAAUAUUUUUCUCUUUUGCUUUCAACAGUCCUAUUGAGACGCUCAUAUUCUCCACCAGAGGGAUACCAGGUGCCGACCGACUGGAUGACCACGCAACCCAGAUAUGGGCGGACGUCUGCGCUCGUCUUGUUUUCGAACAGAAGCCAGGGAGCGAAAGGGUGGUUCCAGCCGUUCUUGACAUUUGGAGUUCCUCAUUGCCGUGGCCAGGCAAGGACCGCCUGGAGACCUGGAUCCUGCAGACCCUGCAGCGUGGUUCGUUCCUGCUUGAGCAACCCAACAAUCCUUCCUUCCGUGCCCGUAUGUCAGGCCGAUCUGAUGUCUCACCCGAAGAAGAAAUGCGUUCCGAGAGGUAUUUCUCCGAAGCGGCGGAUUCGUUGCUCGAGUUGCUUUCGGAUCAGACCGGUCCAAGCAUAAUCCCACCAGGAGCCCUCAAGUUGUGCCAUGCUGUAUGGGGUAGUCUUAACGAGCAUCCAGGACAUCAGCGUGCCUUUCCCCAAUUUGUGCUUGUACGCUGGCUAUUCCACACAUUCUGUCAGGAUGCCAUAACGUUGCCAGAGUCGCAUGUCAUACUCACUGAUCAUUACGUCUCGGAGGGUGCUCGUCAUCGCAUUCUUCGGGAAGUCGUAUCAAGGGCCCAGAAAUCCGUGUUCGAUGUGGCGUACUCGUGGAAAUAUAACCUAUCGCCCCCUGUAGACACAGUUCGACGUAUCCAGAGCCUACAGGCUCGUUUCCAGGGAAGUGACGCCGUUACGGAUCGUCGGGUCAACCCGUCUAAAUCAUUGCUCAGCCAGAAUGUGGAGUCUUUCGUUGUAGUGUCUCCCAGGGAUAUUGCAGUGUGCUUGAACGCUCUUUACCCACCAAGGAGACCUGCCUCUGUGGCCUCUGACCGAGACAGCACCAGGUCUGGUGUACAAUCGUCUGCAUCUUCAAUGUCUGGAUUCUCUCUGUUUGGCCACACCAGGACCCCAGAGCCGUUCUCGGAAGUCACGACCUCUGGAGACUUGGAUGAUCACUAUCCACGAAGUUUGAACGCAAUCGCCGCCUCGAUACAAGCGGAGCAUGCUGGCGAGUCCUUGAUUGAAGCUCAGAUGCGUGAAGUAUGCCUUGAGCUCGAGGACUUGUUGCGUAAAAAAGCAGGUACAAACUCAGAUCCGUGGGAUGUUCUUGUGUCUCAGUCACCCAAGGAGUCACUAUGUGCCAUCAAGGAUGCAGCGGCGCGCAUAUGUGCAGAUGUCCAUACUGAAUCCUUGCUCCGACGUUCUCCAGGUCACGCAAAGAUCAAGACCCGAGAGUAUGCCAUCUGUCGCAAGGCCGUGGAAGCAAUCCUACGAGAUCGGGAGGCCAUUACGAAUGCGGGCACUUCCGCGUCUGUUCAACAUACACCAGAGGGCUUGGCUUCAAUUGUCGCGGACCUUCAGUACCUAUACGGUCAGUCCAUUCAAGACUGCGAAGCGCGGCUAGACUUUGUGCAAGCCCACAGCCUCUUCCAGCAGCUCCAGGGCUUGCUCUGUUUUGUCUAUCAAUCUGCAGGGUUGACCGCCCUAGGCGAUGUCCUACUGGACAUUGAACACUUCGCGCACAAAUCGGUCAGUCGCGCACAGGCUCUGUCCGAGGCUUGUGAGGCGUGGGCGAAUGCGCUAGAGUCUCUACAACAACUCCUGACGGGUUACCUGGAGCCCCUCAUAACACAGCAUGACCUUUUGAGGGACAAGAUGUGGUAUGUCGCGGAAGUACGUACAUCAGCUGCAUACGAAGAAGCCCGUUCGAUUGCUACUGCGUUGCGGGUCAUGGGCUCAAACAGAAAGAAUGUCCGCACUCGCCUGGGUCCAGUUCUACGGCACUGGAGCGGCACAAAGCUGGCUAGCACCAACCUUCACCUGAAGACAGAAGCACAAGUUCUGGAGAUCCUCAGCGCUCGUUCUGACCACGGCGGUCCUAAUAAGCUGAGCGAUGACCAAUCAAGAGCCACACAAAUGUGGAUGGACCGGCAGAACGUCGACAACCUUUGCCGGGGCGAAGAAAGGCUGCACAGGCUGUGUAUGGAGGUGCGCAAAUGCGUGGAUACGGUCACCGCUGUCACCGAUACGUCCAACAUCUGGCACAGCUCUCUUUUUGCACACGAUCCAUCGACACGACUCAAUCAGCAACUCAUCGAGAGACCCAGCUUCAUCACGGGACUAUACGAUCGUAAUGGACACUCGAGUCUAUUGUCCCUGCGCAGUCAACCUCGCAGCAAUGACACGCUAUCGAGUGCGACCCAUACUCUGUCGAGCGCUAGUUCCAGAGACUGUUUUGACUCACGAAGUCCCACCUUGACACAUACUUCCUCGGUCCCAUUCUGGUCACCAACUACCACUGAGGUCGACUCGCCUUCGAGCGCGACAAGCAUUGGCUCCGUGCAAGCGCAGUCGAUCCUGGAAACAUCGAUGCGUAAACGUGUCGCGGCGCCCAACGUCUCACCCAGUCCGACAUUUGUGGACAAGCUGCGGCAGCGGGUGACCAGCCUGGUGCUCAGUGAUCUUACAACCACGCUCUUCACUGAUGGAAGUGAGACUGAUCAUGCUUUCUGGACUGGGCUAGGCUUCGACCUCACCGACAGACACUUCCGCGGUCUCCAGGCACUUAACACUAGCGCUGGAUCGCAGACGCCGACUGUAGAGUCGCAAGGCCUGUCGCUGCCGCUGAUGAGUCGAUUUGACUUCAACGCCACAUUCGCUGCCAUCUUGCAGAGGUUCGCUGUCAAGGUCAAUCCUUCUGCCAAGCUUGCUUGCCUGCAUGACCUUGAUAGGCUCCUUGUGCCUUACAUGGCCGAACAGACUGCUAUGAGCUCUCCUGCGACAACAUUUCGUCCUCAUGUCGCGAACGGGGUUGCUGUCCGGGGCACCAAUGCAACAGAAAUGAGCAUUCGCGGCUUCCGAAUACUUUUCUCGCGAAGCUCGCUACGCCCGGCAACAAUCUUCCGAGACCUUCAGUACAUUGCCGCUCUGUUGCCUUCUUCUGUGCUCCAGAACACAGCCGAGGGCAAGGCUUUCUGCAAUGCAGCAGUGGCGAUCUCCGGCCUGAAGCAAGAAGCUCGGAAAAUUAUGGUUGAAACAGCCGACAGCAUCAUAGCAUACCAUUCCAACAAUCGUGAGCAUGGACGGUCUUCGUCGACAGCGCAGCAACAGCGUGACUCGGCCACGUUCUCAGCGCCGAGCCGCACACCCUCCGCCGAAGAAGUUGCUCGAUACAGCAUGGCCGAUGCAGCGUACCUGCUGCAGAUCGCUGCUAAAGAAGGCGACACUGUCGCUCAACGAGAGCUGGGUAUCUUGUACUUGACACACCCCGAACUCAUGGACCGUAUCAUCGCACCCUUGACCAAGCCUAGAGAUGUCUUCAAGGAGGAACUAGAGGGCAAAUGGAGGAGGAACCAAGAUCUUAAUCGUUGCGACCCACAAGCUAUGUGCAUUGCGUACCACUGGAUGGAGUUGAGCAGUAAGGGCGGUGAUUCGCUAGCGAAAGAGUACUUACGGCAACGCGAGGAGAUGGACAGUUUCUGA
Molecule: messenger RNA, 4464 nt
Organism: Fulvia fulva
Lineage: Eukaryota; Fungi; Ascomycota; Dothideomycetes; Mycosphaerellales; Mycosphaerellaceae
Exons: 4
Coding region: 1-4464 (1487 amino acids)
Source: RefSeq, a predicted model, not a curated record